UCUGCCUAGUAAGUCUGUGCUUUGACAUUUUCUCACAGACAGCGAUGCCUCACAUAAAAAUUGUGUAUCUUGCCUUUGCUCUUUUCGUAUGUGGUUUAGUGAAGCAAACUGAGGGUGCAUCACGAAUAUACGUAACAGUCGACACACCUCUGGGUCCCAUAAGAGGUCGUCAACUUAAUACCACAACUGGCAAUCCUGUUUAUACCUUCAAAGGAAUUCCAUAUGCUGAACCACCAGUUGGAUCAUUACGGUUUCAGCCACCAGUACCUGUGUCUUCUUGGACAGAAGAAAAAGAUGCUCUGCAAACACCAAACCGAUGCAUACAGAUGGAUGGUUUGGGAAACAUAAAGGGAGAUGAAGACUGUCUCUACCUGAAUGUCUUUAGCCCAGAGUUGCCAUCUGAUACAAGUGUCCCAAGACCAGUUCUGGUCCUGAUACAUGUUGGCUGUUUCAGAACUGGCUAUGCUCAGCAACGUUAUUUAGAUUAUUAUAUUGAUCAUGGAAUAGUGGUUGUAUCCAUACAGUAUCGUCUUGGAGCUUUAGGGUUCAUGAGCACAGGUGACUCUCUCCUUCCUGGAAAUCUUGGAAUGAAAGAUCAGGUCCUUGCACUGAAGUGGAUAAAGCAAAACAUUAGAGCAUUUGGUGGUAAUCCAGAUGAAGUUACUAUUUCUGGUCAGAGUUCAGGAGGAUCUGCAGUACAUUACCACGUGUUGUCACCACUAUCAAAAGGUCUUUUCAAACGAGCUAUAGCACAGAGUGGAUCUGCACUUAGUCCUUGGGCAUUUACUACAAAUGCUACUGACAGAACAUUCCGUUAUGCAUCAUAUUUGGGAUUUAUUGGAGAGACCACUUCAGAACUUAUGGAGUUUUUGAUGACUGUUGAUGCAAAGGAAUUUGUCAAAGCAAGGGGGCCAGCUCUGGAUCCAAAGGACCGUAAAAAUGCCCUUAUCUGUGUUUGGGCUCCACAUGUGGAACCAGAAAAUGAAGGUGCAUUCCUGACUGAGCAUCCAGCUAAACUGAUAUCAGAAAACCGCUAUACACAUGUGCCAUACUUAACAGGUGUAACAAGCUAUGAACUGCUUGUUAGGACACAAGCUGAUGGGCUGUUUGCAACUGAAGAAGGAGCAAAGAAUUUGAAUGACAACUUUGAUCUCUAUGUUGCUGAUGAACUUCGCUUCUCAAGUGAAGAACAACAGCUGAAAGUAGCAGAAGAGGUCCGGCAGUUUUACUAUGGAGACAACGAGAUCACUCCAGCAAUGAAUGACUCAACUGCAACUAUGAUAUCAGAUCUCCUUAUUGUGGAAGGAAUAGACACCACUGUACGGAACAUGAGUAGGGAUUCUUCAGAACCUGUUUACUAUUAUCAGUUUUCAUUCAAUGGACCACUCAAUACAUUCCCUGAUUUCCCAGGAGCUAGCCAUGGAGAUGACAGGAGAUACAUGUGGUAUUAUGAAUCUCUUGAAACAUGUUCACCGGGCUAUCUAACUGCAGUGCAGCUGCUACAGAUGUGGACAAAUUUUAUCAAAUACAGUGAUCCUUCUCCCUACACUGGUGGAAAAGUUACUGUAGACUGGAAUGCAUAUAAGCCAGACAACCCUAAUUAUCUAGAAGUUGGCUGCACAAUUCAACCUGGUACAGCACCUAACAAGGAUCGCAUGGAUUUCUGGCACAGUGUUAUGCCAUAGAUUAGGCACAGUAAAGCAUGGAAGUUAUUUAUAUCUGUUCAACAUUUUGUUACAAGAACUAUUAAUGAAAAUCAACUAUGUAAGGGCAAUGGAAAUUAAAUAAAGAAAUGAUGCACAUAAAUAUUGGAU
Molecule: messenger RNA, 1814 nt
Organism: Schistocerca cancellata (South American locust)
Lineage: Eukaryota; Metazoa; Arthropoda; Insecta; Orthoptera; Acrididae
Product: esterase FE4-like
Exons: 11
Coding region: 45-1685 (546 amino acids)
Source: RefSeq, a predicted model, not a curated record